CUGGCAACGGUGCCCAACAGCCGGCGGUGGUCCUGCAGCGCGCCGGGUGACGCUGCCCCACGCCGAGGCCGGCCGGCGUACGUCCCAGUCACCGUCGGGCUCUGGGCGUGCCUCGGGCGCCGCCGCCCCUCCGCCCUCGACCCGGAAAGGCAUUGACUGAUGCAACUUGGAUGAAUCUGGCCAUCUCCUAGGAGACUUGAAAGUUAAGUUUCUAUAAAUAAAUAAACCAGUUCUCUCUUGUUUGGAGCCAUGCUGAAAUUCCAAGAGGCUGCUAACUGUGCGAGUGGAUCAAUAGCCAUUUCCACUUAUCCAAAGACCUUGAUUGCAAGAAGAUAUGUGCUUCAGCGGAAACUUGGCAGUGGAAGUUUUGGAACUGUCUAUCUGGUUUCAGACAAGAAAGCCAAACAAGGGGAGGAAUUAAAGGUCCUGAAGGAAAUCUCUGUUGGAGGACUCAAUCCAAAUGAGACUGUGCAGGCCAAUUUGGAGGCCCAGCUCCUUUCCAAGCUGGACCACCCAGCCAUUGUCAAGUUCCAUGCAAGUUUUGUGGAGCAAGAUAAUUUGUGCAUUAUCACGGAGUACUGUGAGGGCCGAGAUCUGGACUGUAAAAUUCAGGAAUAUAAAGAAGCUGGAAAAACCUUUCCAGACAGUCAAAUAAUAGAAUGGUUUGUCCAGCUGUUGCUAGGAGUUGACUAUAUGCAUGAAAGGAGGAUACUUCAUCGAGACUUGAAAUCAAAGAAUAUAUUUCUGAAAAAUAAUCUACUUAAAAUUGGGGAUUUUGGAGUUUCUCGACUCCUAAUGGGAUCCUGCGAUCUAGCCACCACUUUAACUGGAACUCCCCAUUAUAUGAGUCCAGAGGCUCUGAAACACCAAGGCUACAACACAAAGUCGGACAUCUGGUCUCUGGCGUGCAUUUUAUAUGAGAUGUGCUGCAUGAAUCACGCAUUCACUGGCUCCAACUUCUUGUCCAUUGUUUUAAAAAUUGUGGAAGGUGACACACCUUCUCUCCCUGAGAGAUAUCCAAGAGAGCUGAAUGCCAUCAUGGAACGCAUGUUGAACAAGAAUCCAUCACUGAGACCAUCUGCUAUAGAAAUUUUAAAAAUCCCUUACAUUGAGGAACAACUACAGCACCUGAUGUGUAGAUAUUCAGAAAUGACUCUGGAAGACAAGAAUUUUAAUUGUCAGAAGGAGGCUGCUCAUAUAGUUAAUGCCGUGCAAAAAAAGAUCCACCUGCAGACUCUGAGGGCGCUGUCAGAAGUGCAGAAAAUGACACCGAGAGAAAGGAUGAGGCUGAGGAAGCUCCAGGCAGCUGAUGAGAAGGCCAGGAGGCUGAAAAAACUUGUGGAAGAAAAAUAUGAGGAAAAUAACAAACGAAUGCAAGAAUUGAGAUCUCGGAACUUUCAGCAGCUAACUGUUGACGUGCUCCAUGAAUUUGAUGACCCAACUUCAGAGAACCUGCCUGAGUCUCAGCCUGUUUCUUCCCUGGACCUCAGCACACUUGACUCAAGUGGAGAGGACACCAUAGCUGAUCUUGGAGAUCAUGAAAUCCCAGAAGACCCACUUGUGGCUGAAGAGUAUUAUGCUGAUGCGUUUGAUUCCUGUUCUGAAGAAAGUGAGGAUGAGGAAGAAGAAAUAGUGUUCUCAGGACCGGAGGAAGAGGUCAAGGAUGAGGUGCAACAGCCAGCUUACAGAACAAACCAACAGGGUCCACAGGAAAGAUGACGUGAGGCCUGCUGGAAUAUGGAACCAGGAGGAAUAGUGACCCAGCUCUAGGAAGGACCAACCAUGAAGCAGAGAAAGCUUGAGAGAGACUAAUGAGCACAAAGCUGACUUCGGAUGAGCAACUCCAAGCCUGCCACUCACGUACUCCACCUGAGGCUUUAAUCCCCCACAGCUGUCCACCUGCAGUGCCUGAUGGAGCAUACCCUGUGGUGGCCACAGGGAAAGAGAGCUUGCAGCAAAGGCUUCAGCCCACAGUGGGGCCAUCUUUUGAAAGAAGUUCCUCAUCUUUGGUCAUUUGGGAGGCAGCAACAGAAAGUUUCCCAGAAAGGUCAUGACAAAGAUUCCGCCAGAGGAAGCUCCAGUUUGGAGAGAGUCUGUGAGGUCGUAUCUGUUGCUGAGGUCGCCUCAGAAGCAGACAGAAAAUAGCCUUGUGAUAGAACAUCUGAGCGCCAAGAAGAAAAGGCAGAUUGAAGAAGAUGCCCAGUCAGCUGGCUUGGAACAAUGUUCUGCAAAUAAAAGCCUCUGAAAGAAUUCAAUGGGAAAAUGUAUUCAGAGCUUUCACAGGGUUGAGAAGCUAUACGUUUAAGUAAAAUCUGCAUGAUGAGGUAGAAACAGAGAGUAAUAAUUUUUGACUGUUGCCUUGCUGUGCGCUUUUCUUUCGUCAACUUACUCCAAAAUGGUUUAUUGAUUGCCUCCCAUGUGCCAUAGCUGAGCCAAUAAUGACUCAACAGUCAUGGUCCCUGCCCUCAGGGAGCUCAUAAUAACAAACACAACAUUAAUUAUAUCUUUGGAUAAGUGCCUCAAAAAACAAUAACAGGGCACUGCAAUGGGGUUGACCAAAGUGGUGGCAGAAACCUAAUUUAGGUGAGUGCUUAGAGAAUCUCUGAGCAGGUGGUGUAAAGUUGAGCUCUGAAGGAUGAGAAAGACAGUCCUGUAAAAAUGUGAGGCAAGAGCAUUCUUGGCCAAUGAGAAGGGCUCACGGUGGGAAAGACCUUGGUGUGUUUGAAGAAAGGAGACCAACGUGGCUGGAGCGUGGUGGGUAGGAGAGGAAGUGGAAAGAGAGGAGGUUGGAAAGAGCAAUAGGAGCUGGAUUGUGCUGGGUGUGGCAAGCCGUGACAGGAUUUUAUUCUAUACACGGGGGAUCUGGAUUUUAUUCUAUGCACGGCAACAAAGCAGUGGCUAUGAUGAGGGAGAUGGAUUAAAAUGAGGCCACAGCGGAAGCAAAGAGAGAAGUAAAGAGGUCCUUACAUGGUCUAGGCAGGAGGUCCUGGUGGCUUGAGCCAGGAUAGCUAUUGGAUUUUUGUUUGUUUGCUUUUAAUGUGUGGUUCCUUUUCUUUUAAUGGAAAAGAAAGACCUUUGUAGUACUGGUUUCUCAACUUGGUUUCUGUAAUCCUACCAGCUGAUAUUGGAGAACAUGCAUUGCCAGGGAAAUUGAUGGAGGAAUUACUGCUGAGAAAGCAGUAAAUCACUAACAAUAGAGGCCAGACACCGUAGGGACACACUAUCAUCCCUCCCAGCCUCAGCUCAUGUGCUCUCUUCCCUCCUAUCUAUGGAAAUGGAUUGUCUGACCCAAAAUGGUGGGCCAAGGCUGCAUCUGUCUUCCUCGUCUUUGUAUACAUUUGACACAUAACUGGUAUUUAAUACAUGUUUCCUGAGUAGAAGACAAGCAGGUAAUGAAGUGACACAUGUUUUUGUUUUGUUUUUGUGAACUAAAUCUUUCACCACACCUAGCUCUAAGGUGAGGAGAUAAUCUGGGUUAUUUAGUCAGACAGGACUGGCUGAUAACUAAAUGAGCAUCUUAGCAGUGUGAUUUUUAUAGGCCUGUGAAGAUGCCACUUGACUGCCUCCUUUGACCUGCCUGCUUGCUGCUGCCUAAACUUCUCCUAUUAGAAGUUAAUUCUUCUGAUAUGAGGUUGUAUCCAUUAUUGAAACAUGAAUAUCCAGAGAUAACACAUGAGACUAAUCAAUCAUCUUGGCUUUAAUGGACCUAUCGUCUCUUUUCUUGAGAGAAAGCAGAUUUUAAUAGAGAGGAGGAUGAAAAGAGUGUGAAGGCACUGUGGCUCCUUGUGGAGAAAAUGCUCUAGGUGGGAUGGGUGGAAGCGUGAAGAAAAGGGCAAGAGCAGAGAAAGAGGAGGGUUUCUAAGUGUUCACACUCUUUGACCCAAUAAUUCCAUUUCUGAAUAACUAACCUAAAGGAAUAAUAAUAAACAUGGGGUAAAGACUUAUGUGCAAAGAUAGUCAUUGCAAUAUCAUUUACAACAAAAAAAUGGAAGCAACCUAGAUGUCCAACGAUAUGGGCAUGGGUAAAUAAAUAUGAUGUGGCUUUACAGUGCAAUAUUGUGCAACCGUUAAAAUUAUGUUUCUGAAGAAUUUUUAAUAGCAUGGGAUGAAAGUCCAAACAAAAGUAUGUGUGUAUAUUUUAUGUAUACCAUACAUAUAGAGUGUAAUCUCAAAUAUCUAAAAGAUAGAUCUAUGUAGAAAAGAUUGACUAAAUAUGCAUUUAUAAUUUUGUGGGUGUAUAUGUUAAUAAUGAUGGAUCUUUGGUGAUAUUUAUUUUCUUCUGAUAAUUUUCUAUAUUUUCCAGAUUAAAAAAUAAAUACGAAUUAUUAGAGGACAUAUUAUUUUAAAUAUCUAUACAAAAUGUUGUUUAGAAGGAGAGGUUGCUCCAGAUAGCGUCUCUCUCUCUCUGUGGCUGCUAGGCAAGCAGUGCUAGUUCUCGUGAACGUUAACAGAUCUGACUGGACCUUUUUAGAACAGCUACCCUUUCCCCCUCAGAAGCAAUUUCUAAUUCAUUAACCAAAUUACUGCAUCUGUUUCUGAAAAACAAUCUGGGUGUUUGACUGAACUUGAAUCUGUGGGAUAGCUUUUUGGAGCUGAAUCUUACAAGAUAUUCCUCAUGCCUCUAAGGCCAUGUUCCUGUUAGAGAGGGGUUGAUGGUUAUGGGAGAGAAUUGAAGAACAUUUAAAUUCAUCAGCAAAAAAGCCAUUAGGUUAAUUUCACAGCAUUUGAAAAUCAGCCUCCUGGCCCUUGGCUGAAAUGACUGAAGGCUGGUAGCACCGUAACUUGGCAUCCAGCAAGAUGUGGUUGCUCACUCAGGCCACUUAGUUCUGUCAGAGAUCAAUUUUUUAAUUUUUUUUUUGAGGAAGAUUAGCCCUGAGCUAACUGCUGCCA
Equus caballus (horse) is the source of this 4890-nucleotide messenger RNA. It is a transcript of the gene NEK11, whose product is annotated as NIMA related kinase 11. Gene Ontology annotation, biological process: protein phosphorylation. The record is from RefSeq and is a predicted model, not a curated record. Lineage: Eukaryota; Metazoa; Chordata; Mammalia; Perissodactyla; Equidae. Gene Ontology annotation, molecular function: protein kinase activity; ATP binding.